UGGCAUGUGGGAAAGCUAGUCCGUGUUCCGGUGUCGAUGAACAAAUACCGAGCUUUCCUGUCAGUCUCAACAACUGAAAUCACUGGCAGGUUCAGAAUGGAUUUCAUGUUUCUGCACAAUUCACGGCUGAAUUAGGAUGCACGCAUGUCAGUUGUUCUAUCAAGUCUCCGCAGUUACUACUACCUACAUGUAUCGAUUGGUCGCUUGCAGUUUGUGACUUGCUUUCCUUAGGAUGCGGUGUGCGGCAAGUUCCUGACGUUCCUUUACGGUUUUUAACUGAGUCAUUAGAAAGCGGUCUUCAGUAAGAUUUGACUGGGUGAGCUUGUUAAUUCAGUCUACUGAUAUCCCUGUGAAUCACCGAGGAUCGUAUUGGGCGGGAAGAUGACAGUAUUACUGAUUUAAUUAGGCUUUUGUGAUCGCCGACUCCGAUGCAUUAUGGAACAGCUGUGUGGAUAGCGGUUCGAUAAGGUCGGUGUUACGACUGAAACAACCCUAGGCAAUGACCAGGUCAUGAGAGUGGCCCAUGCACUGAGGAGUUUAAACUCAUCUCUCGGACCGGAUAUUUCUUGGCAAUCACUCCAGCCACGAUGACCAACACAACAGACUCUAAUUUCUACCCAUCGGCCACCGCCACAUUACAAGACAAUAGCACCAGGUUAGCCACCUCACCAUGGGCAGAAACUGUCACAGAUUCCCCUACACACAGUGACAUAUCCACAGCUGAGAAGGUCAUCGAAGCUCUACUCCUUAGUGUGAUUUGUCUCGUCGCUUUCUCGGGGAAUGUUCUCUUAUGGUGCGUCAUUGUGCGUAAUAAAGCCCUCCGUACCACCUCUAACGCCUUAGUACUUUGCCUGAGUAGUGCCGAUGUCUUGGUGUCUGUAUGCAACAUGCCUAUAACCAUCUUUACCAUCGUUAAAGGAAAUCAGUUUUUCUCGAACGAACUGUGUGUUGUGCUUGGCUUUGCUAACAUGACUUUCUUCAUCGCAUCUGUGAUGUCCUUAGCAGCUAUAAGUCUUAACCGAUAUGUACUAAUAGUCCACCCCAAAAGAUUCAAGGCCAUCUAUACAAUACGGAACACUGGUUUCGUCAUAUUGGCUGUGUGGUUACUUUCCUUGGCUCUCGCAUCACCACCCCUCAUCGGUUGGGCUCGUUAUGAUUACCUCCCUGGCCAGUCGUUCUGCUUCUGCUACUGGGAAGAUAGCAUCAGCUACACGUUCUUUAUGGUUAUCGUUUGUUUCGGAGGUCCCUGUUCUGUCAUGUCGUUCUGUUAUUACAACAUCCUACGGGAGGUUCGCCGGAGCAGGAAAAGGCUAUCUACUGGACCUGGUUCUGCUGAUGUCUCCAGCAUGAACAGUGUCCAAAGCGCACUGAGUACAGUCAGUAACAACAACUCUAGCGUCAGAGAAAAUGGACAACCUCGGGGAGACGAAGCUCCCUUGCAAAAUAGCGCCCUCAAUAAGGGGUUUGUAGAGGGGGAUAGUGACAACCAGGGGCCAAUUCAGAAAAGUCGACUAACCUCACUUCAUCAAGCAUUGACGAGACAGCUGUCUCGGAAACGUUUCAGGGUAGAACCAAGCAGCCCUGAGACGCAGCUUCCAGCCUCAGUACCUGGAGGAAACAGGCCACGAUCAUUACCGACUCGAAUGACGUCUAUAAAGAUCAAAGACGACCAAAACAACCGCAAUCAAAAUACCUCUUUGGAAAGAACUGGCAGUAAAUAUCAGCAGCAAAACCAGCCUUCUUCAUCUUCUAAACUUCCGAAAAUCCGACUGCAGGCUUUCAGUCGAUCGGUGUCAUUAGACUCAAGGCGAGGAAGCGGUUCAUCGCUCGUACGAGAGCUGCAACAAGACGGCGUAUCGAAAUCUGGGAAGAUUUCUCCCAAGAUCCAAGCAAAGAUUGCAAGACAGCUGUCCGGGUCAACGCUGGCUGUGCCUGGACUAAAGGCUGCUGUUGUGAUGAGAAGAAAACGAGCCAAGACUGCAAGUGAGAUGAGACGGAAGCAGGAAGAAUUGCGACUGACAAAGUCCUUCUUGGUUGUCAUCCUAGCCUUCAUCGUCUGUUGGUUUCCUUUCUGCAUCACAAUGUUCUGGAGUGUUUUUUCUCCUUAUCCUGUCUUUCGUCCAGUAGACAUGGCUUCCCUUCUUCUUGGCUUCUUCAACAGUUGUUGUAACCCAGUCAUCUACGGUUUGAUGAACAACCGUUUCAGAGCCGGAUUCAAACACAUCUUGUGCUGUCACUGGACUCCUUGGUAUCGAAGACGGAACGCCGGUAAAAAGGUCCUAGACAGAGGUUUUGGAUCGAUAACUGGAACGGCGGCAGGUGGAGGUUACCAAGAUGAUAUAAGCUGCACGAACUAAAACUAAACUUGACAAACGCAAUCAUUACGAAUUGUGAAGCAGAAAUGUCUCAAUCAGUUUGCACUGUUUUCCAUUCUGUGAACAUGCCCAGGAACAAAGAUGAUUUAUAAAAAGUGCACGCUGUAAAAUAUGUUCUUCAGCUCAUUAGAGCUUCUUUGGUUUUUCAAUUAGAAUUUCCAAGUAGAUAUUUCGUUAUUUAUUGAGAUGUUAUGGCAGAAAUAUGAUUUAUCAGCGGAUUUGUAGGAUAACUUUUGAUUUUUGGAGAAAUAGAGAUCAAAUGAAAAGAGCGUAUUUUUGAAUUCGUGUUAGGGAUGUAUGAAGCAUUUUGCAAAGUUAACCAUAAUAAUUAAUCCUAGUUAUGGAGAAUCGACCGAUCUAGUCAUAGAAGUGGUUGCAUUGCUGUUUAUGAAAUAAUAAUAUGAAUUCACAACUUACUAAGAGCCAGCGGAAGCACAAGCAAUGAUAACCUGUUUUUCAAGCUUCGGACAAGCGUAAAACCAGUCGGGGUUUGGCUCGUGACAUUUCAAAUUCCAAUCAAGAAUUCGCUGAUUAAAUUCGUGAGGCGUUUAUUCCCCAAUGGAAUGCAAUCGUGGAACUGCUUUCGCAAUCACAAAAAAUGAAUUGCUCUCGUCCGACUUUUUCUGUUCAGAGACGCCAACCACCAGGGUUUCAUCAAAUUUUGAAAUGUCAAUUUCCAUAGCAUCCUCCAGAAUAGAACUUGAAUAGAUAGUGUCAUUGUGAAUUCUUGAUAGAAAGAAAACUGCUUGUUUACAUGAGGGAUGCAAACUGCUAGAAGUGGGAACCGCUUCAAAUUUUCUGGGUUUUCUACUCUGGAUGGUACGUUUAAGUUUACAACGAUAAAGUCGCAGACUUAUUUUCCCUUCGCUCUUGAUUAUUGUAACUAAAACCUUGAAGAGUUUAUUGUCUAAGGAUAAACAAUAAACAGUGGGUCAAUCCCAAGCGCAGCAACAUGAUAUACGAAAAGGCUUAAUAGGCCUCUGCUGUGCUCCUUAAGCGUCGGGAAAAGGGAAAAACAUUCAGCGGUUAAAUGGUGAAUUGUUUCAAGCAUGUCCAAUUAUGUUAAAAGGUUUUCAUUUUUAAACUCUUCCCAUUUCGAUGACAGCAUAAAUAUAAACAUUAUCAUCGUAGCGUUUGCCAAGUCACGAGGGUACAUGGACACAUGAGACAUAAAGCACUGAUGCUCAUUUCCUUAUGAAUUUGGAUUUUUUCGGCAAUUUGGUCUGUGGGCAGGGAUUUCCUAAUUGGAAUUCCUGCCACGAAUUUGUCGUCAGGGAUUGGCUUGAAUAUAAAUGAAAGGGACACUUUGACUCGGUAUUACAAUACGUAUCUUAGUUUGAGUUUUUUCGCUUUUAAUCUUCAGCUUCCUGCAGCGGUCGUGAUGUGGUAUUGCCUCACAUUACCCUUUUCAAAUCUGACACUUUUUGGAGACAUAUUAGCCUGACGAAAACAGUUUGCGAGGCUUUGACUUAAUAUUAUAUUUCUAGAAUAAUUCAGUUGUGCUUUAACUUGUACAAUUUAUUAAUACAAACAUGAAGUUGUACUCAUUCUAACCUUGAAACUUAAUAAAGGUACUUACAAUUUA
Messenger RNA from Acanthaster planci (crown-of-thorns starfish), 3960 nucleotides. RefSeq names its product alpha-2 adrenergic receptor-like. NCBI's taxonomy places the organism in Eukaryota, Metazoa, Echinodermata, Asteroidea, Valvatida, Acanthasteridae. Gene Ontology annotation, molecular function: G protein-coupled receptor activity. Gene Ontology annotation, biological process: G protein-coupled receptor signaling pathway. Gene Ontology annotation, cellular component: membrane. The record is from RefSeq and is a predicted model, not a curated record.